UGAUGCCGAAAUUGAACACGAGAAGAAUAAGAUUGCUGAAGAGGACAAAAUCAAGAAAGAGAAGGUGAAUGAAGAAAGGAGAGCUCAAGAAAAGCUGGAGAGGGAAGAACUUAACAAGCGCAUGAUGGAGAAUAUGAACAAAUGAUUGGAUUCCGUAUGUUUGGCACUCUAUGGAAAAACGGUGGAUGAAGUGACUGCAUCACGGAUGGCUGAGACGCCCCGUACGACUGCCCCGAUGGGGAAGACGGACGACAACGACGAGCUGUUAGCUAAGCUGAUGGCUGACCAAGAAAGGAUGAAAGUGCAACUUGAUGAAGCGGCGGCGGCUAGGAAGCGGCUGGAGAAAUUGGAGCAAGAGAUCUCUUGUCUCCGUCAAGCUCGGGACGAUACGAAGGCUGAAGCAGAAGCUUGGAGACAAGAGGUUUUUUUACCAAGCUCAAAAAGAGGAUGCGUGACCCUUUCCAUUCCCAGUGUUCAGGCCACAGUGUUACCCCGAUGUACGCCUACCAGGACCCCGACGGUGCGAGUCGAUUACAAGGAGCUAAAGCAGCUUCAUCAAAUGGAGGUGGACAAGCUUAAGGAGCUCCAGUUGUUGGAACUCAAUGAGAGGAGAGAGGCCGAACAGGAACUUGGGCUGGCCAAGCAGAAGAUUGCAUAGAUGGAGGCUGGGAGAGCCAGUCAUACACCACGGUCUAAUCUAAGGGAACGA
Molecule: messenger RNA, 709 nt
Organism: Chara braunii
Lineage: Eukaryota; Viridiplantae; Streptophyta; Charophyceae; Charales; Characeae
Source: the annotation of a GenBank genome assembly